AAGAGCCGUUGCCCGUGAGCGCAAGGUUUGGGAGAUGCUGUCCGAGUGCCAAUUUGUCGUGGGGCUCAAGUCAUUUUUCACCUCAUCGCAGUGUUACGUUUUUGUGGCCGAGUACUACGAAGGAUGCACGCUCCAGUCACUUCUUGAAGAAGGCGCGCUGCGAGAUGACGUCAUCGUGAAUAUUGUCGCCAACGUCACGUACGCGCUCAAGUACAUCCACGACAGAGACAUGAUGUACCGCAACAUCUCGCCGACAACGAUCCUCAUCGACAUGAAGGGCACCGCACGACUCUUCGACUUCGCCUUCUGCUCGCACGGCAAGACGUCGAGCAGCCGGAUCGGCUCGAUACCCUACAUGGCGCCGGAAGUCCUAAGGAUGGAAGUAUACGAUCGCACGUCCGACUACUGGUCACUGGGCAUUCUGACGUACGUGCUGUACGUUCGCCACACGCCCAUGUCCAUCUAUUCGGCGAAGACCAACCUGGACCACUGGGCCGACCGGGACUACAUGUACCAAUACGCCGAGGUGGUCCCCAUUAUCCUGCCCAAGCACAUGCCUCCGCAUGCAAAAAGCCUCAUAUGUGGCCUUCUAGUUGAGAGACCUCGGCUUCGCCUGGGUUGUCGUUCAACGGGCUUCUACGAAGUGAUGAAGCACCCAUUCUUCCACCAUGUGGACUGGGACAGUUUCACGAGGGCGAAAAGCGUCACGACGCGAAAUGCUCCGAAGGGUAACCAGUCAUUCUGACGGCGGGCCGACUCACGCAAGUGGGCUGAAAGCGAGCCGACACAGAUGUGCCCCCGGCUCAUCGUCAUCAACAUCAUUGGCGUCACGCUCGGCCUUAAAGAACACCUGACACCAAAAUCGAAACCUCGAGAACUUUGUGUUGUUUGAUUGUCCUGUAUACGUGGGCUCUUGUGGCCGAGUAUUAGUGGCGAGCGUUGCCUUUAAGGCAUUUUGAUUGGUUUUUAAAUUAACCGUGAGUGCUCUUCUGAGUUGGCAGCACCUUUCGACAUCGCUACUAGUAUGACGUCGAUGAAGGUGACGUUCCACAAGGAAAGCGAGUAUUGUCGACGUCGCAGAAGGUUCGCGGGGUGCACAAAAUACCACGACUGACACCCGACGAAGGCCUAUUUAUUUUAGUUUGUUUUAUUUUGUCGACUUUGCUGAAAGCGAUCGAUGGUCGACAGGCCCACGAGCGCACACAGGAGUUCGCGUGUCGUAUAUUCAAGAAUAAGACAAGUACCACAUCGCGAAAGGACGAGAGAAACAUAUAGCACUGUUUCCGUCUCCUACCGAUUAAAUUUUCCCGAAAUAGCUGGAAGCGCUUUACUGUUGGUAAGAUUGUAGCGGUUUCUUGGACUAGAUGUACAACGGUUAGGGCGGACUUAGCACGAUAAAGUUCUUCGCAAUGUCAAUAUUGCAUACAUCGUACGAAAACGUCAUGCCAUAGCUUCUUGUAUAAAACGAAGCCUACCGCAACAUGAAUGAACGGACCGGAUGUGACUCCCGCCAAACGUACGUGAUGGCCUUAGAGGCGACGGUUGUUUUCGAUCAGUGCAGCAGGGCUACGUUUAUACGUUCAGUUCUUGCGAUGUGUGCUAUGUUAAAGUCAUUCCGCAGAGUAGGGCCGGUGUAACGUACGCAUGGCCGCUGCUUCAUUUUAGCAGUCAUUUACGCCGACCGUCACCUACGACGACGUGGACGCGCCAACUUUCAAACCACUGGCUAAACGUGAGAAGGAAAAACUCCCGCUUGCAUUCCCUUCAGACUGAAGUCCCUAGAUUUUUCCCUGUUCUUUAGAAAAAGGAAAACUCUAGGGACUUUACUUCAGACGAGUCGAAGGCGAAAGCCAUCCGGUGUGGCUACUUUACCACACACGUUAUAUCGACGCCCGGCAUUCACUAGUUAACCGUUGCAAAUAGCUAGCUGUCAUUAACCUGCACUACUUAACUUGGACGUCACUUAAUCUCUUUAGAUUGUUAUAUAACUGUCUAUCUCACUAACUCGCUAGUCCCUAAAUUUGCUUUAAUCGUGAUAUAUAUGCACAGCCAUGCUUUCGCUUUUGUAUGG
Messenger RNA from Rhipicephalus sanguineus (brown dog tick), 2071 nucleotides. Its product is annotated as protein kinase C iota type-like. The transcript has 8 exons. Gene Ontology annotation, molecular function: ATP binding; protein kinase activity. The coding region runs from base 35 to 745 and encodes 236 amino acids. NCBI's taxonomy places the organism in Eukaryota, Metazoa, Arthropoda, Arachnida, Ixodida, Ixodidae. The record is from RefSeq and is a predicted model, not a curated record. Gene Ontology annotation, biological process: protein phosphorylation.